Peronospora matthiolae is the source of this 402-nucleotide messenger RNA. The record is from the annotation of a GenBank genome assembly. Lineage: Eukaryota; Oomycota; Peronosporomycetes; Peronosporales; Peronosporaceae.
AUGCGCGCGGCCGCGAAAAGUGCCUCUGACGCCUCAGCAGCAGGCGAUUCGUCGCCUGUUGUCGUGAAUCCUCUACGUGGUGAGUCACUACGUGCGACAGGUACAUCCGUUGCGUCUGCAGCGGGUCCCUCGGGUCGUAAUCAAGACGAGUCUGAGAUAGAGCUCAUCUAUUCUGGCGAGUCGGAUGAUGCAUCCGACUCGGAGGCGACUUCACACGCCUCUGGAUCACCCAGGGCGGAUACUGCAAGAGCCAGGUUGACUGGCUCUGGUCAACGCGGCGGUAUUUUGAACGAGAUCGUCGUAUCGAGUGAUUAUUCCGAUGAAUCUUCGCCUCACGCAAGUCCAUCCAACGAUAGGACGCAUAAGGAUGGUGGUGAUGCACCUAUACAUCACCACAAGUGA